GACAACCUUCCCCCCGCACCUGCCGCAGGGACAAGGCAAGGCGGGGGAAGGGGGCUGGGACUGCGCAUGAAUGGUCACAGCACAGGCCGCCGCCUCCUUCUGCUCGGCGCUUCAGUCAGCCGGUGCCACCCCAUCUGCCUAGCGAGAGCUCGCCUUCCCCAGCGCCGGGCGGUUAAAAAUGGCCAUCAGAAUGACAACUACGUUGUUUUAUAACAUGGUAUCUUUGCUAGCAUUUGGAUUGGUUUUGGCUUCUAGUCACAGCCCUAGGACCCCAGAUAGAGUUUCCGAAGCAGAUAUUCAAAGACUCCUUCAUGGGGUUAUGGAACAAUUGGGCAUUGCCAGACCCCGAGUAGAAUAUCCAGCACACCAGGCUAUGAAUCUAGUGGGUCCACAGAGCAUUGAAGGUGGUGCUCAUGAAGGUCUUCAGCACUUGGGUCCUUAUGGCAAUAUCCCAAAUAUUGUGGCUGAGUUGACAGGAGAUAAUAUACCAAAGGAUUUCAGUGAAGAUCAAGGCUAUCCUGACCCUCCAAAUCCCUGCCCUAUUGGAAACACAGCUGACGAUGGGUGUCUAGAAAACACACCAGACACAGCAGAGUUCAGUAGAGAAUACCAGCUGCACCAACACCUUUUUGAUCCAGAACACGACUAUCCCAGCUUCGGCAAGUGGAAUAAGAAUUUACUCUUUGAGAAGAUAAAGAGUGGACCAAAAAGAAGAAAAAGGAGUGUGAACCCAUAUCUGCAAGGACAGAGACUGGAUAACGUUGUAGCAAAGAAAUCUGUUCCUCAUUUUUCAGAUGAAGACAAGGGCACUGAAUAAGCACAAUAAAAAUGAAUGAUGAAAACUCAUGCCACCCUCCCGUAGAUCAUAAUAUUGCUUACAUAUAAUCAGCUAUUAAAAUCCUUGCAAUGGCAGCAUGUUUAUUAUUUAUAUAAUUGUGGAUGAAAAACAGAUGUAUUUAUAACAUUGUUCUCCUGGAUAAUGAAAAUAUGAUUCUGCUUUCUGUUAAAUUAUGGUAAUAGGACCUUUUAGUUGUUUUUGUUUUCAUCAUGGAGUGAGUUUAAAAAAUAUUAGUCAUUUUAGUAACUAAUGUGAGUUAAAUAGCAUUAACCAGCAGCUUGUAAAACAGAAGAUGAUAUAAAAAAUUGCCCAGUUUAAUUCCAGUGUUUAUUCUUAUAUUUUCCCAUGUUUGACACAUGAAAAUUAUAGUUUUAUUUUUUUUGUUUACAGAUACUGUGAUUUAACAAACUAAAGUAAUGAUAAAUGUUGUUUUACUCAGAUACUUUCAACUUUUGGUCUAUUUUAAUAAAUAUUCAAGCAAUCUA
Molecule: messenger RNA, 1323 nt
Organism: Chrysemys picta bellii (western painted turtle)
Lineage: Eukaryota; Metazoa; Chordata; Testudines; Emydidae
Product: neuroendocrine protein 7B2
Biological process (GO): regulation of hormone secretion; neuropeptide signaling pathway
Cellular component (GO): secretory granule
Molecular function (GO): enzyme regulator activity
Source: RefSeq, a predicted model, not a curated record